Messenger RNA from Folsomia candida, 2152 nucleotides. RefSeq names its product tRNA pseudouridine(38/39) synthase. Gene Ontology annotation, biological process: mRNA pseudouridine synthesis; tRNA pseudouridine synthesis. Gene Ontology annotation, molecular function: chloride channel activity; pseudouridine synthase activity; RNA binding. Lineage: Eukaryota; Metazoa; Arthropoda; Collembola; Entomobryomorpha; Isotomidae. The record is from RefSeq and is a predicted model, not a curated record. Gene Ontology annotation, cellular component: membrane; cytoplasm; nucleus. The transcript has 7 exons. The coding region runs from base 142 to 1905 and encodes 587 amino acids.
UAAUUGAUAAAAUCAGAAAACUUGAGAUUCACGUCACUCAAUUGAGGAACGUCAUUAAUAACAAGUCGAAUAAACCAACUUCUUUCGAGACUGACCAUCUUGACCAUCCGAGAAAGCGACUUAAAUUGGAAGGAGGUGACGAUGAUGACACCAGGUUGGAAAACCAACCAUGUUCAUCACACAAGAAGGACAAGGCCAAGGUUCACAGGAAGUUUGACUUCUCCACGCGUCAUUGUGUUUAUCCUUACACUUUUCCCAACUUUCCCAUUGCAAACCUAUUGUCAAGAUGACUAUAUCGACUUUACUGAUAUGGGUUCGUAUGAUCACGGAUCACAACUUAAUAAAAUUAUUGAUACAAGUGUUGAAGAGCAUACCAAAGUUAGUUUAGCCAUAAGACAGGAUCAAAUCGCCUUGGUUGGAAUUGCAGUUGACAACGGGUCUCGACCUAUGAAAUUUUUACAACGGGUUGUGAAAUCAAUUUUGCGCCAAAUGAACGUCCAGUCUCACACAUUUGGUCCUGGUGAAGCCAUAACUAUCGACCUUCAAGCAGAAAUAAAGUAUAAUGACUACGUUAUUUUAAAUAAGUUUGUCAACUCUGAAGAACAGGAGGAAUCGGAUAAAUAUUUAAGCAAAGUGGACGAUGUCAUGUCCAAUUUAAUCCAUGUUGUAGAGCAUAGCAGCUCGAGAUUUGACUAUGCUGAAUAUAUCUUUAAUUUACCCAUUUUCUCUAGUUUAAAGUUUUGGCUGGUGUUAACAACAAUGUCCGUCGUAUGCUUUCUCAUCGUCAUGCUAUCUUUAAGGACUAUUCAUGCAGCAAAUAAUGUAUCAAUGUUGUUAUACGGCUUCUUGAUCAUCUUUAUAUUGAGCUGUAUUUGGACAUUUUCCUACAUGUAUGAGGAUGCGAAAGCAACGAAUUAUGCGAAACUAGUACAAGCUCAAAACCCUCCAAAAGACUGCGAGUAUGAAAAUUUAAGUUUUCGAGACUCUGUCUCUUACUUUUUUCGAGUACAGUUAUUUGGAUAUAAAGAUCAGUGCGAACAGUAUUACAGUACGACCAUGACAGAUCCAUUUUGGAGUGUAAAUCCCCUAGAAGCGAUUAGCCAAUCAUUUACUGUACUAGUCUUCGCACCUUUUGGAUACAUUGGAGACAAAAUAGGUCUUUUCUUUAAAGGAAUAAUAUCGGGAAUUCCAUUCUGGCUACAACCAUUAUUAGUUCUCCUCAUAUUUGGGUUUACAUUUAUGAGUCUAUUUGGAUAUCGUGUCGUCAGCCCGCUAUUCACCAUUGAGCCUGCUAGAAGAGGAGACAAUUGUGGACCUGCACCUUCAGGUAGUCCUGCAAUUACUGACAGAAUCAAAAACGAACUCGUUGAACGACCUGAAAGAAAAGUGAUGAAGAGUAUCCGUGACGCCCAGACAGACAUGGACGGAUUCGAAAAUUAUCUCGAUGGGACUGAUCAAGCAGAAAUGCGUUCAUCACGGCGUCCUUGGUUGCCACUUUGCAUUAUUUUUGAGAGGAUUUCAGCACUUUGGUUUUUCAUUGUUAACUUGUUGGAUGCAAUUCUGCGACAGUCUCCUACAGGAGGCGAAGUUCCUGAGCCUCAAGAUGAUAAUAAUGAAGACAAUUUCAACUUUGGUAACGAAGAAAUUCCAAUAAUUCCAAAUCCAGAGCCGGCAGCUGGUCCUUCACCCCCUUUACAACAACGUAUCGGAAUUGCAGACGUAUUUAUCCCAAGACGAAGAAUGCAUAUUGGUCUCGAAGGCUCGAAUGUGGACAAAGAAAAUUUGAAGCCUUCUUGUUCAAACUUACAUUCUUCUAGGAUGUCAACCAGUCACCCUUCUUGUGAUCAUCGCAGUAGAAAUAACAGUAGUAGUUCUGAAGACGAACGUGAUUCAGAAGGAAAGUGAAAUCAUCGAAACUGAAUAUUUUGUUUUGAACUUAAUUGGUCGCGAAACUUUCGACCUGCUUUAUAUAAAUAAAUACCCGUAAUUGUUGUAUAGCUUUUGAGCAUGAUUGAGUUCACACACGUUUUAUUAUCGAGUUAUCACUAUUAUUAAUUAUUAUUAUGCUUUAUGCAGAUGCUUACAUAUAUACAUAAAUUGUUUAUUAAAUAAAUAAAAAAUUGAACCUGAAAUAAAGUAACCUAGCCUCAAA